Molecule: messenger RNA, 1449 nt
Organism: Zerene cesonia (dogface butterfly)
Lineage: Eukaryota; Metazoa; Arthropoda; Insecta; Lepidoptera; Pieridae
Product: peroxisomal membrane protein 2
Exons: 4
Coding region: 277-828 (183 amino acids)
Cellular component (GO): membrane; cytoplasm
Source: RefSeq, a predicted model, not a curated record
GUUUUUGCAAAUUCACUUUUUGAACCAUACAAUUUGAAUUGGAAAUAAAAGUUAUCUGUAUAAGACUAUCAGUCAUAUCAUAAUUUGAUAAAUAUUUGAGCGUUCGUAAUCUUCGAUAUAAAAAUUAUAAUUUGAACAGAAUCUACUUCAAAGUUUUGUAUACGAUAUUUCCUUAAGCACAAGUUAAAUAUUUGUGAUAAGUGAUAACACUAUCGAAAUUUAGUUUUUGUUUUGUACCAUCCAAGUGGCGUGUGCUUCGUUCCACAGUCUAUAAAAAUGGCGUUAUCGAAACCUAUUAUGAAUCUAGUUGCUUCCUAUUUACAAAACCUGUAUAUACACCCGAUUAAAACUAAAUCUAUAACCAGCUGUGUAAUUGGCUGUGCUGGCAGUAUAGCAUCUCAAGUAGUUGCUGGAGAGAAGCUGAAGUUGGAUCCAAUUUUUGCAUAUGGACUAUAUGGGUUGAUAUUUGGAGGUACUAUACCACAUUAUGUCUAUGAAGUCAUUGAGAGAUUAUUUCCAUAUGAUUCAGCAUUUCCAUUGGCCAAGAAGCUUAUAUUUGAGAGACUUAUAGUGGCACCAUUUAUGCAGGCUUUCUCGUUAUACACACUAGCAAGAUUUGAGGGAAAGAAUCACAAAGCUGCAGUCAAACAACUUUAUACUUUGUAUAUGACUGUACUAGAAGCCAAUUGGAAAUGGCUUACACUAUUCCAAGUCAUAAACAUGGCCUUUAUACCACCAAUGUUACGUGUUCUUUUUAUGAAUGCUGUCGGACUUGGAUGGGCGAUGUUCGUAGCCUCGAAAAGGCGUCAAAGUCAGAAAAAAGAAUGAUUGCUUCCUAAUUAAAGACUGGUGGUGGCAAUAUCAUUGGUACAGAAUUUUUAUUAGGCUUGUUAUCUUUUAAUUGUGAUAAGACAUGUUUUGCAUAUUUUAAGAUAUUUUUUAUAGCAUGGUUACAAUGGGGGUUAUCUUUGCGGCAUAAAUAUAGUGAAACAUAAAAAAAAUACUCUUGCAUUUGAAUGCAUAUAUAAGGAUUCAAAUUUAGUCUUUAACAUUGCAACAAUAAAAAUAUCAUAUAUGUGAGUACAAUUAAAUAACAUUUGUUAAAUUACAUUUACCAUAAUAAAAUUCUUACCAACAUAACUUUAACAUUUCCUCUUGGAUAAUGAUAUGGGUGUUCAGGGUUAAAUUGUAUAAAGUAAUUAUUUGAGAAAUAUAUAUACGCUUUUAUACAAAUAUGUAAUAAAAUAUGUAUAUUUGCUAUUUCGAAGGGUUAGAUGAGUGAAGGUUAGUAAAAUUACAUUAAAUGAGUUAUCUAUUUUAUUGUACAUAAAACCAAUGUUGAAUGUUGUUGUAUCAAGUUUUUUAUGGUUUAUUAAACAUUGACAAAGUCAAAACUGUUUAAGAAUUUGCAAGUUUUAUAUUUGUAUGUUUUUAAUAAAACUUUCAAUU